AUGGCGUGCCCGCCAGCUCGUGAUUCCAUUGCAGAAGCAGCUGAGGAAUGCAAAGAGUUGGUGAUUCACAUUCUACCAGACAUUCCACUAGAACCUUCGGAGUGGCCAGAAUGCUGUAUCUACAGGGUUCCUGAGCAACUGUGCAAAGUAAAUGGAGAAGCCUACACCCCUAAGCUAGUCUCAAUAGGACCCUUUCAUCACGGCAACGAUGAGUUGAAGGACAUGGAAAAGCACAAACAGAGGUAUUUGAUGGAUUUCUUGUUUCGGACUCAGAAGAGCCAAAAGGAUCUUAACGACACCGAUAAAAUUCUUUUGGCUCUUCUAAAGAUAAUUGAAGACAACGAAAUAAAAAUCCGUCAUUGCUAUUCGGAAGACUGUAGUCUCAACAGUAAAGAUUUUGUCAAAAUGAUUCUAUUGGAUGCCAUCUUUAUAAUAGAGCUCUUCUUAAAGGAUAAAGAAAAAAAAGGUGAUUACAUAUCAAGUCAACCAUGGCUAAGACAUGGUAUACUACAUGACUUGAUAUUACUUGAGAAUCAACUUCCUUUUUUUGUUCUUGAGAAAUUAUAUAUGUUCGCCUUCAAUGACUCUUCCGUUUGCAACCAUUGCAAAGAAGGCAAGCAAAUUGAGGAACACAAAGAGGACCUGAAGAACGAGGAUGCUCCCUUUGUCAGGCUUUCUCGCAAUUACUUUGGAUGCUAUGAUAAGGAUAAGGAUAAGGAGCCAAAGUCCAUCAUACCUAUCGGUGAGGAAGUAAAACAUUUCACAGAUUUGUUAAGAUAUUUGUUAUGUCCGCCAAACAUGGAAGAGUACUGGAAGCGUAAAAUGAAACGGUGGACCAGCGAAGAAGAAUUUCUGCAUUCAUCCAAAAAAACAAAAACAACAAAGUCUGGUACUCAAUUUUGUGCCACAAAACUUGAUGAUGCAGGAUUGAAAUUCAAAGUUAAAUAUAAUGGACGCUUACUAGGCAUAACACUCCCUGGGUGCUUGGGAUGCUUUCCGUGCUUUGGUUUAUCAUGCCUAUGUGCUUGCUUACCAUGCUUGAUCUGCUUUCCAAGCUUGACAUGCUUACUUGGGUGCUUCGGAUUCCCUAUGCAUAUCUUCAAAGUCCCACAACUUGUGAUAGACCAUGACACUGAAGCUAUUUUUCGAAACCUCAUGGCCCUAGAGCAGUGUCUUUAUCCAUCUAAAACUUACAUUUGUAGUUAUCUUUUGCUAUUGGACGGUCUUAUCGACACUGAAAAAGAUGUGGAUUUGCUUGUUGAUAAGAAGAUCAUUGUUAACCACUUCAGUAACAACGGUGACGUGGCGGCUCUAAUUAACAAACUCGGCUAUCAGAUUGGCAUAACUAAGUCCUCUUAUUUCAGUCGUAUUUCUGAAAAGCUUAAUGAGCACUACGAGUUCACUUUGAACCAUUUCUUGGCAACCCUGAGAAGAGAGUAUUUCACUAAUAUUUUCAGAGGCACAGCAACUGUUGUUGGACUUAUCAUCUUGGGUUUCACUUUCUGGAGUUUCCUUAGGCCUUUUGUCGUGGAGAAUUGA
Corylus avellana is the source of this 1539-nucleotide messenger RNA. The record is from RefSeq and is a predicted model, not a curated record. NCBI's taxonomy places the organism in Eukaryota, Viridiplantae, Streptophyta, Magnoliopsida, Fagales, Betulaceae.